UAAUUAAAAAUCGAAUCAAAGCACAUUCAAACAACAGCUUAACCUCAGACUCUCUCGUCCUGAAAAGCUUGUUCACUCAAAGUUUAUUGAAACCAUUAUAUAUUUUUUUGAAUUGCGCAAUUUAGUCUGUUUACGAAAAAGCAAGAAAGAGAUCACGGCAGGUUUUUAGUCAACAAAGCAUGAAAGUUGGGACGAGUGUGAGCUAUAAUGACAGCGAACCUAUCAGGUCAGUGUAAAAAAACAAGAUAUCCGUAUCAUUGAGCUCCAAUAGUUUUCCGAUAAGGUGUGAACGGGCCCUUUGUCUACAGCAAAGUCGGUGGGGUUACCCUUUGUUGGAAAGUGGUUUCCGGCUAGCUGUAUCAGUGCAUUCAUCAGAAUAUUUGCUCACACCAGGCCGUUGAAACGAGCUGGUCGACGUGGUACCAGACAGAGGUGUAUAAGUGCUUAUACAAUAAACAGGUUACUUGAUUCAUAACAGUCUACCACAAACAUAACUAUUCAAAUCAGGAGAGCAGUCGUCAAAGAUGUAGCUACGCGUAAUUAAACAUGAAAACAUCAUCCUUGGAAGUAAUGAAGGCAGUUUUGAAAACAUUGCAUCGCUGUGUUUGCAACAUUGUAUGGUCGCGAUUAUUUAGGUUCUGGAUUCUAUUGCUUGUCUUUAUCAAUGUUUUCCACGCAACGGCAUCCUCGACGGAGAAACUUCGGAACCUGACUAAAGGUUAUGACAAGAGGUCAAGACCUUUCUCUAAAGGUGGCCCUACUAACGUCUCUGUUCAGAUCGCAAUGAUUGCAUUGGGACCAAUCAGUGAAAAAACAUUGACAAUGAAAAGCGAUGUAUUUAUAAGGCAAUGGUGGGUCGAUGAAAGACUUGAAACUGGAAAGGAUCAACUGAAUUUUGCUAUAGAUCCAACGGAGUUUUUCUGGGUGCCGGACACGUUCGUCUCAAAUGCAAGGAAAACAGAAAGCCACCAAAUGUUCACACAAAGUGUCAAAACACAGAUAGGCCCUUAUGGCCGAGUUUAUGCAAGCAAAAGGUUCACAAUAAAUUGUCAUUGUAAAAUGAACUUGAAGAUAUUUCCCCACGACAUUCAGGAAUGCUCCAUCGAUAUAGAAAGUUAUGCCUUUAGUGGAAAAGAAAUAUCAUUGUUUUGGAAGGAUCCUAAUUUUCCCAUUGAUGCUUCGCCAAAAGACCUUGCUACGUCUGGGUACGAAGUUUUGUCAAUCAAAGGAAAACUUGAUGUUAUGUAUUAUCUAAAAGUGCCAUUUCCAAAACUGAGAGCGGUGAUUCGAAUGAAGAGGUCCUUCCCUUAUUUCCUUUACCAUGUAUACAUUCCUGGAGCACUUCUUGUUGGUUUGUCAUUCACGACGUUUUUUAUCCCGCCAACUGCAGUUCCAGCCAGAGUUACCUUGAUUGUUACCAAUUUCUUGUCGACCAUGUUCAUCUUUGGUAGUACAAGCUCGUUAAUUCCAAAGGAGCCCUACAUUACAGCAAUGGAAAUUUAUUCACUAGUCAACAUCGUUUUCAUUAUCAUGGUGAUGUUCGAGUACAUACUUGUACUGAAAAUUAAAUCGCUAAAAGGCAAAAAAUUGCCUAAUCCAGCCACUCUAUUUCGAAAAAAGGAUGAGAUAGAAAUGCAGCAGCGACAUUUAAACGGUAAUGAUGCAGAACUUCUUCCCGUACGGUCUCAGAAACCCCCUGGCGGCAAUAUCUUGGACACGUUUGCAAAAGUUCUUUUUCCAUUGUCAUACAUUUUAUUUUUGAUAGUUUACUUCGUUUCCUGUACCACAAAUGAAUAGCCAAAUUUAUGUUUUGAACCCAUGAUAGAGCAUUUGCCAAGUGUGAUGAAAAUUUCCUUUGUAGUUACGUUAAACGUGUAGCUCUAUGUUUCCCUAAAUACAAAUUGGGUCUACGCCCUCUGUUAAACGCCAAAAAUUGGCACUUUGUUACUGGUUUAUAUUUUGCUAAAAAAUUGUUAUUUUAUUGUUGAUCUUAGU
This is a messenger RNA of Rhopilema esculentum, 1995 nucleotides long. RefSeq names its product gamma-aminobutyric acid receptor subunit rho-3. The record is from RefSeq and is a predicted model, not a curated record. Gene Ontology annotation, biological process: monoatomic ion transmembrane transport. Gene Ontology annotation, molecular function: extracellular ligand-gated monoatomic ion channel activity; transmembrane signaling receptor activity. Gene Ontology annotation, cellular component: membrane. NCBI's taxonomy places the organism in Eukaryota, Metazoa, Cnidaria, Scyphozoa, Rhizostomeae, Rhizostomatidae.